Molecule: messenger RNA, 1842 nt
Organism: Erinaceus europaeus (western European hedgehog)
Lineage: Eukaryota; Metazoa; Chordata; Mammalia; Eulipotyphla; Erinaceidae
Gene: ARRDC2
Product: arrestin domain containing 2
Biological process (GO): protein transport
Cellular component (GO): cytoplasm; plasma membrane
Source: RefSeq, a predicted model, not a curated record
GCCGGGCGCCGGGGCCCCGCGGGGUGGCGGGUUCGAGCCCCGGCGGCGCGGCGCGAUGCUGUUCGGCAAGGUGAAGCGGCUGGCCGUGCGGCUGGCCGGGGAGGCGGGGGGCGCCGGGCCCGUGUUCUGCGGCGGCGAGAUGCUGCUGGGCCGGGUGGUACUGGAGCUGGGGGGCCCGACGCGGGUGCGCGCGCUGCGGGUGCGCGUCCGGGGGCGCGCGCGCGUGCACUGGACCGAGUCCCGCAGCGCGGGCUCCAGCACCGCCUACACGCAGAGCUACAACGAGCACCUCGACGUGCUGGACCACGAGACCUCCGUGCUCGCCCCAGACCGCGGGGAGACCCUGCAGCUGCCCGCCGGCCGCCACGAGUUCCCGUUCAGCUUCGAGCUGCCGGUGAGCCUGGUGACGUCGUUCGAGGGCCGGCACGGCAGCGUGCGCUACAGCGUCAAGGCCACCCUGCGCCGCCCAUGGGUGCCCGCCCGGCGCGCUCGCACGGCCUUCACGGUCAUCGAGCCCGUGGACAUCAACACGCCCGCCCUGCUGGCCCCGCAGGCCGGCGCGCGGGAGAAGAUGGCGCGGUCCUGGUACAGCGCGCGGGGCCUCGUGGGCCUGUCGGCCAAGAUCGAUCGCAGGGGGUACACGCCAGGCGAGGUGAUCCCAGUCUUCGCGGAGAUUGACAACAACUCCACCCGAGCGGUUAGGCCCCGGGCGGCCGUGGUGCAGACUCAGACCUUCGUGGCUCGGGGUGCGAGGCGGCAGAAGCACCAGGUGGUAGCCAGGCUGGAGGGGGAGCCUGUGGCCCCGGGGGACCGCGGGCUGUGGCAGGGCCGGCCCCUGCGGGUGCCCCCGGUGGGCCCCUCCAUCCACGGCUGCCGCCUGCUGCACGUGGACUACGAGCUGAAGGUGUGCGUGGACAUCCCCGGCACGUCGAAGCUGAUGCUGGAGCUGCCCCUGGUCAUCGGCACGGUGCCCCUGCGCCCCUGCGCCAGCCGCUGCUCCAGCGUGGGCAGCCAGGCCGGCCUCGUGCUGGACUGCUGGGGACCCGGGGGCCCCCCGGAGCCCCCCGAGGCCCCUCCCGAGUACGCCGAGGUGGUGACUGGAGCCGAGGGGGCCCCCCUGGAGCCGGCCAGGGGCCUGAAGAGCAGCCCCUUCUUCCCCUACAUCCAGGAGUUCCGCUUCCGCCCGCCGCCCCUGUACUCCGAGGUGGAUCCCAACCCGCCCCCCGGGGCCGCCCACAGGCGCCGCAUGACCUGCUGAGGAGACCCCCCCCCAGCGAGGCCGCAGGGGCAGGAGCCGCCCCCCUGCCCGGUGCAGUCGGGGAAACAGCCCCUGCCUCGGCUGCCCCCGGGGACUAGACCGAGGCCCUCAGAUCCUGAGGACUUUGGAGUCGCCACAGACGCCCAACCUCGGGGAGAGCGGGGCCCCAGGACCAGGAGGUUCUGAACCAGGAACCGAGAAGUGAAGACGCCCGGGAGGAAGGGGCUGUGCGGGCAGAUGAUCCCAGUGGUCAGCACGCCCCCUUUUCGGUUGGAAUGGAAGCUCGGGGGCAGAUUUCUCAGGGAGCCCAGCUCGGGGGCCAGGCAGGCCUAGGAAGUGGGGUGCUGGGAGCCAGGGGCCGCUGGGGUUUCCAGACCCAGGGGCCGGGGAACACUGGACAGAGGGCCGCCCUCAGGGCCAGACCAGGGUGCGGUCCCGGCUGGCCGGGACGUGGGGGCAGCGUGUGCACCCCAAGUGCAGAGCCCAGGCCCCGGGUAGGACUCCCAGCCUUGGCAAGUACCAGAAGGAAAUGUUCUUUUGUACCAUGAUUAUUUUUCUAAUAAAUACCUAGAGUGAGAAAUGGC